CAUCUACCAUUUUUAGAAAAUAUAUUUCUAUAAUUGUGUCUUCCUGUUUUCUUCCUAUAAAUAGCAAACAGGAUUUCCCUAUUCCAACCCACCUAUAGAGAUUCAGAUUAAAAUUAUACCAAUGAGAUACACUAUAGCUAGCUUCCUCCUCCUUUCACUGAUAGCUUGCAGUGUCAAUGCAAGAAAAGAUGGAGGGGAAUACUGGCAAGGUGUUGUGAAGGAUCAGAAAGUGGAAGGAAAUGGCUGCCACACAGUGGGUGAGACAUCAAUCUUCCAUGUCAAACCUAAGUAUGAGGAAUCUUUUGCAAAUGACUUUAAGAGAAGGGUUCAUACUACAACUCAUGUUAACCAUUUAGGUUUUGUGAGAGAGUUUGAGCCUAGACCUAGUGCUACAUCUUAUGUUGAUAAUCUCAAGCCUCAAGAUGAAAAAUCUUUUGUGAGAGAUUUUGAACCUAGGCCUAGUGUUACAUCUUACGUUGGCAACGUAAAGCCUAGAAAUGAGGAAUCUUCUGUAAAGGACUUUGAGCCUAGGCCUAACAUUUCAGCAUAUACUGAUGAUGUUAGUUCCAAAAAGGAGAAAUCUCAAACUAAUGACUUUGAGCCUAGGCCAAAUAUUUCAGCAUAUACUGAUGAUGUUAGUUCCAAGAAGGAGAAAUCUCAAACUAAUGACUUUGAGCCUAGGCCUAACGUUUCAGCAUAUACUGAUGAUGUUAGUUCCAAGAAGGAGAAGUCUAAUGUUGGAGACUUUAAGCCAAGACCUAAUAUUUCGGCAUACGCCGACGAUGCAAGUUCCAAGAAAGAGACAUCUAAUGGUGGAGACUUUGAGCCAAGACCUAAUAUUUCAGCUUAUACUGAUGAUGUGAGUUCUAAGAAGGAGAAAUCUUAUGGUGGAGACUUUGAACCAAGACCUAAUAUUUCAGCAUAUACUGAUGAUGUCAGUUCCAAGAAGAAGACUUAUGGUGGAGAAUUUGAGCCAAGACCUAAUAUUUCAGCAUACAGUGAUGAGUGAUAGUGAAUCUUCAGUAUGAAGUUUAUGUUGUAUUGUGCUCUUAUGCCACCUAUCCAUGUAGUUAUAAUGUAUAAUGGUGCAUAAAGACUAUGAUUUUCAAAUUAAGUUUAGUCAUGUUUGUCACGGAAUGUUGUUCUAGUAAAAAGCUCUUGGGUAUGUUUGUAUUCA
This is a messenger RNA of Salvia splendens (bonfire salvia), 1177 nucleotides long. RefSeq names its product organ-specific protein S2. The transcript has 2 exons. The record is from RefSeq and is a predicted model, not a curated record. The coding region runs from base 122 to 1009 and encodes 295 amino acids. NCBI's taxonomy places the organism in Eukaryota, Viridiplantae, Streptophyta, Magnoliopsida, Lamiales, Lamiaceae.